This is a messenger RNA of Tetrahymena thermophila SB210, 3492 nucleotides long. RefSeq names its product tetratricopeptide repeat protein. Lineage: Eukaryota; Ciliophora; Oligohymenophorea; Hymenostomatida; Tetrahymenidae. The record is from RefSeq and is a predicted model, not a curated record. Gene Ontology annotation, molecular function: ATP binding; protein kinase activity; protein binding. The transcript has a single exon. Gene Ontology annotation, biological process: protein phosphorylation.
AUGCAUCAAUACUAGUAGCAAUAGGAUUUAGAUUUAUAAAAGGUAAAAUAAGAACUUGAGGACCAAAAACAAUUGAGGCUCCUUAGCUAGGGAAAAGGAACGUUGGGAUAAAUUUUUAUAGCAGAGCAUAUAAUUUAGAAAUCUUACCAUGCAGUUAAAAUCUUCUCACUUUAGGAUGAGAAGAAUUAGAUUUCUGCAAAAAAACUAGAUAAUGCUAAAAGAGAAGCAGAAUUGCUGAAGAAUGUUAAUCAUCCCAAUAUAAUCAGGUAUGUCGAUGAAUUUUAAAUCAACUUGAAUUACUUUAUCGUAACUGAGAAAUGUGUAAAAAACUUAGAAUAAUUUAUUUAAGAGUUUUAGAGCCAAUUGGCCUCAAUUUCUAGACAUCAGCUUGUUAAUUUUGCUUGUUAAAUACUGUCUGCAAUUAAUUACCUCCACCAAAAAAACUACAUUAUGAGAGAGCUCUCAAUAAGGAGCAUUUUGAUAGAUAGCGUUAACCAAAUCAAACUCUGUGAUUUUGGUCAAGCAAAAUAAGUUCAAGAAGAAAUCAGCUAUUCUCUGAUUUUAAGAAAUAUACCUAAAUCUGUCAUUUUUUAUUACCCACCUGAGCUUGUUAAAUAAGUAGAAGCAAACGUAGAAUAAAACAAAAAAGAAUUUAUGUUGUAUUUUAACAAAGAUAUUUGGGCAUUUGGGAUAUGGCUUUAUCUUUUAGCAGGAGCUACUUAAAAAAAUUGCUAUAAACUUAUGAAAAAAGGUUAUUAAGCUUUGCAAUGUUUAGAUUAGUCUUUAAGUUAAAUUCUCUCUCAAACUCUUUCUUUAGAUCCAUUUAAAAGACCAAGCAUUUUAAAACUUGUUGAUUUUUUCUAAAGCUUUAGGAAAUAAUUAUGGAAUUCUGAGUAAGCAAAAAUAGUUUAUUGUUAAUUUAAGAAAAUGAGAAAACAAAAUUAAUUAUAUUUAGCAUAUUAGCUUAUAUCAAUUUGUUUUUAAAUGUAGCCAAAAAAUGAAAAAUAUUCAUUUUAAUUAGCUAAUGUUUAAGACCAGCUAAAGUAUUAGGAAGCAAUAAAUUAAUAUUUGAAAUGCAUUGAGCUGAACCCAAAAGAGGAUAGUUAUUUAUUGUUUCUUGGAAUUGCUUAAAGGAAUUAAGGCAUGUUUGAUGAAGCAAUAAAAUCAUUUAAGGAGUGUUUAAACUUGAAUCCUAAUUAUGAUGUGUGCUAUUUUAACUUAGGAAUUGUUUAUAAGAUCAAAAGAAUUUAUGAUGAGGCCAUUAAAUAGUUUUAAAAAUGUCUAAGGCUAAAUCGUAAAUAUGACGCUUGCUUAUUUAAUUUGGGAAUAUCAUAUAAGAAGAAAGGUAUGCUGAAUAAGGCUAUCAAAUAAUAUAAGAAGUGUCUGAGUUUAAAUCCUAAAUACGAUGCUUGUCAUUAUAAUUUAGGGAUUGCUUAUAAGAAGAAAGGCAUGGUGGAUGAAGCACUUAAGUCAUUUUAGGAUUGUAUUGAUUUAAAUCCUAAAUAUGGCGCUUGCUAUUAUAACAUAGGAAAUAUCUAUUUGAUGAAAGACUUGCUUGAGGAAGCAAUUGCUUAGUAUUAAAAAUGCUUAACUUUAGAUCCAAAUUAUGAAGCUUGCUUUUUUAAUUUAGGUGUUAUUUAUAAGAAGAAAUGUAUGAUAGAAGAAGCUGUUAACUUAUUUGAGAAAUGUCUAAGUUUAAAUUAAAAAUAUUAUGCUUGCUAUUAUAACUUAGGACUCAUUUAAAAUGAGAAAGGAAUUAUUGAUGAAGCAAUUAAAUUGUUCUUAAAAUGUCUUGAUAUUAAUCCAAAUUUUGAUGCUUGCUAUUAUAGUCUUGGAGUAGCUUAUAAAAAUAAAGGCAUGCUAAAUGAUGCCAUAAAAUAAUUUUAAAAUUGCAUAAAUCUCAAUUCUAAAUUAGAUUAUUGCUUUUUCGAAUUAGGAAAUGUUUAAUACGAUUAGGGCAUGCUGGAUGAAUCUGUUUAAUCUUAUUUGAAAUGUAUUGAUCUAAAUUAAAGUUUCUAAAAUUGUUCUUUGAAAUUAGGAAAUAUUUAUCAGUAAAAAGGGAUGCUAGAUGAGGCAAUUAAAUAAUUUUAGAAGUAUCUUAGUAUUGAUUCAGAAAAUGAUACUUGUCAAAUGAAUUUAGGUAUUUGUUUAGAAAAAACAGGAAAGCUGGAUGAAGCUAUAAAAUAGUUUUAAAAUUGUCUUGAUUUAAAUCCAAAAAAUGAAAUUUGUUAUUUAAAGAUUGGCGAUGUCUACAGGAAGAAAGCAAUGAUUAAUGAAGCUAUUAGCGCAUAUAAAAAAUGCUUAGAAAUAAAUCCAAAGAAUGACAUUUGUUGCUUAAGCUUAGGCAUUUGCUUGGAGAAUUCAAAUAAAAUAAAUGAAGCCAUCGAAUGCUAUUUAAAUUGUAUUGAAAUUAAUCCUUAAAAUGAUAUUUGUUACAUGAAUUUGGGAAAUUUGUAUUAAAAUUAAAAUGAGCUUGAUAAGGCUAUUGAGUCAUACUAUAAAUGUUUGAAUGUAAACCCAUAGUUAGAUAGCUGCUAUUAUUAUUUAGGAGAAGCUUAAUAUAAAAAAUCUCUAUUUGAUGAAUCAAUAAAGUCAUACUUAAAGUGCUUAGAAAUUAAUCCAAACAAUGAAGCUUGUUACUUAAGUUUAGGUUAGACUUAUCAGAAUUAAGGCAUGAUAAAUGAGGCAAUCUUAAUUUAUGAAAAAUCACUAAACCUAAAUAUAAAGAUUGAUGUUUGUUGCUUGAAUUUAGGAGUUUGCUAUGAAAUAAAAGGAAGAAUUGAUGAAGCAAUAAAAAAAUAUUAAUAAUCAAUUGAAAUAAACCCAGCAAAUGAUGUUUGUUUUUUGAACUUAGGAAACGCUUAUUUGAAUAAAGGAAUGUUUGACGAAGCAAUCUAAGCAUAUUAAAAAUGCUUGCAGCUAAACCCGAAAAAAGAAGCUUGCUAUUUAAAUCUUGGCAAUGUGUAUUAAAUUAAAGGGGAACUAGAUAAGGCUAUUAAAUGUUAUCAGAAAUGCAUAAUUUUAAAUCCAAAAAAAGAUAUUUGCUAUUUGAAUUUAGGUAAUGCAUAUUAAAAUAAAGGUAAUUUAGAAGAGUCCAUUAAAAAUUAUCAGAAAUGUCUAAAUCUUAAUCCAAAAAAUGACACUUGUUUGGAAAACUUGGGAAACGCUUUUAAAAAUAAAGGAAUGAUAGAAGAAGCCAUCAAAUAAUAUCGAUUUUGUCUAUAAUUAAAUCCAAAUAAGUAUUCUUGCUAUUUGAAUUUGGGUAAUACUUACUAGAAAAAAGGAAUGCUAGAUGAAGCUAUUGAAUGCUAUAACAAAUGUAUAAAUAUCAAUCCUAAUAAUGAAACGAGUUACGCCAAUUUAGGGCUCUGCUAUUUAAGCAAAGAUAUGAAGUAUGAUGCCAUUAAACAAUUCUAAAAAUGUCUUCAAAUUAACCCAAAUAAUAAAACUUGUCUAAUUAGUCUAUAAAAAAUGCAAAAUAAAAAAAAUUGA